This is a messenger RNA of Bombus terrestris (buff-tailed bumblebee), 1394 nucleotides long. RefSeq names its product peptidyl-prolyl cis-trans isomerase A. The coding region runs from base 437 to 1198 and encodes 253 amino acids. Gene Ontology annotation, molecular function: peptidyl-prolyl cis-trans isomerase activity. The transcript has 4 exons. Lineage: Eukaryota; Metazoa; Arthropoda; Insecta; Hymenoptera; Apidae. Gene Ontology annotation, biological process: protein peptidyl-prolyl isomerization. The record is from RefSeq and is a predicted model, not a curated record.
AAAAAAAACUUUAAAGAAGGAAAUUAAAUUAACAAGCAUUUAAUAUGACAUAUAAAUUAAAAAUUAUAAUUUUGCAGUAUAAGAAGAUUUUAAUUUUGCAAUAUUGUCAAAUUAUAAUCUGAAACAUCAAUUAAAUUUUAUUAUAAAUUGUAACCUCUUUUGCAAUUUAUAAAUUUUUAACUUAAAAACAAAACAUUACACAUUGAUAUUACUUUAUUAAAUACGGUAAAAUUUAAUGAUAGAAUAAUGCUUAUAAAAAGAUUUUAUAAUAAUUAUAGCGAUGUAAUAAUUUUAUAUCUUGAACCGUUAUCAUAAUUCUUAUAUUCUUAUAAAUUCAAAUUUUAAUUUGAAAUAUAAUAAUAAUAUGUUCGUAUAUUAAAUGAUCUGUAACAAAAUAAUAUUAAAAAAGUAAUAACCAUUCCAAAGAAUAAAAGCUAUGGAUAAAAAAACAUAUAAAAAAUAUAAACGAAGGAUCGCACAAGCUGUAGCUAAAGUCGAUAAUAAGCCUCCAAGAUUUGAAGUGUCCGUAUAUUACAAACCGCAUAAUAUGAGAAGCGACAUAAAUCGAAUAAGAGAAAUCGACAAGCAAAAUAUAAAAUUAUUAAGGCGGAUGAAUAUAAUUACUCGGUUAAGGGCAAAUGUCGAUUGCUGGUUACCAAAGAUAAAAUAUAAAUCAAAACUUGAUAACCAGGCACUAAAAAAUACACAAGUCAUGAAAGAAAAUAAAAAUUUAUUACGAAAAAUUCGUAAAGCAAGUACUAAUUAUCCUACUGCCGAGUUUAUACAAGAUUGGAAAGAAAUAAAAAUGAAAAUGGAACACAAUAAAAGAAACACACCGUUUCAUCGAAUUGUAUCUGGUUAUUGGUGUCAAGGUGGAGACGUUACAAAACUUAACGGGUGUGGAGGAAAGUCCAUAUAUGGUGAAUCAUUUGAGCAUGAGAAUUACAACUUACGUCAUGCUGGUCCCGGAAUUUUGUCCAUGUGUAACGAAACUGAAAAUACAUGCAAUUCCAAAUUUAAUCUUACUUUUAGACAAUUGGAAACAGUAGACGGGAAAAAUGUAGUUUUUGGGAAAGUGAUUGCAGGUCUUUCAAACAUUUAUAAGAUUGAAGAAUUUGGUACAAAAACAGGAAAACCAUUUAAAACAAUAAUUAUAUCCAAUUGUGGUAUUAUAUCAAGAUAUAUAAAAAAUAGAUAAAAAUCAAGCAAAGCAUAAAAAUUUCAUUUAAUUGGUGAAAGUCAGAAGUCUUUGAUAGUAUAACGUCAAUGUUAAUAGUUACUUUAUCGUAUAUAGAAAAACAUAAUUAUAUCAAUUACUUAAUUAAUUUUUCUCUCAAAUGUUCUUUCUUUAUAUCUGUACAUUGUAUAAAAACAUAAAACAUUAAAAAAAAGUA